AAACGUGGCCGUUCGAGUUAUCCGGAAUUAUCGUGAACUUUAACGUGAGGUGCAUGGAAACGUCUUCCGCGGACGACAGAGCCGAGAACAAACGCGAUAAUCACUUCGCUUAGCCUAAAAGAUCUAAGAGGAUUCACGAUGCCAAGACCGAGUGUGAUUCUCAUUGUUUUCCUGGUUGGCUUCCGAUUUGUGACACCCAAUAGUACGGACGAUACGCUAGAAGCUUUGCCAACGACAGCUGAAACAGUCAAAAGGAAAUACAACAAUUACAAAAAGCCGGAAUCCAAACCCAAACCUUCUUGGAGUCAUAAAGAUCCUGAUGCUUGGCCUGUUAAAUAUCCGACCUGUGGAGGAAAGCAACAAUCGCCAAUUAACAUCCAUCCCAACUCGACUGUCCGGACCACAUACCCGAAUUUUAAGUUCCACAACUACGGGGACAUCGACCGGAUGGCGUUGAUCAAUAACGGACAUAGCGCGGCGUACAAUUUGCCGGCUUACUAUCCCAAAAAGAAAACGCCGCACAUCACGGGCGGCGGAAUGGAUGGCAUUUACCAGUUCGCCCAAAUCCAUCUGCACUGGGGUAGUGACUCUACUAAAGGCAGCGAACAUCUCGUCAAUUCCAAAAGCUAUCCGGUAGAACUGCAUCUAGUUCACUGGAAUGUCAAGUACGGAUCCUUCGCGGAAGCUAGUAAAUACUCGUACGAUGGUUUGGCCGUCUUGACAGUUUUUGCCAAGGUGGUACCGGAAGACAACAAAUAUUUCCAUCCUCUGGUUGAACAACUCGGCGAGAUUGUCAAUAAUGGCGACGAAACAAUUGUCAAGAAACCCAUUUCACUUUAUGACUUGCUGCCCAGAAGGAUCUCGUCGUUUUACCGCUAUUUUGGCUCCGUGACUACUCCCGCCUGCCAGGAACUCGUCAUCUGGACCAUUUUUGAUAAUCCGAUCGAGAUUUCAGAAAAACAGGUUAACAAGUUCAGGAGUCUGAAAGACGAAGUCGGCGAUCGUAUGGUGAACAACUUCCGUCCGCCGCAGCCGGUGAACGACCGCACAGUAUUCUACAGAUCGUUCAGUGUACCCGACAUUCCCUUAUCUCACCCGCCCUCAGUUAACUCUUAUUCUCCGUUUUCGGAAGCGUACAAGUGGAGUAAGGCGACGUUCAAAAAUUAUGCAACGCGAUUUCUGGGCAUUUUCGAUCAUCCUUAUCCCCAUCGCUACAAUUCCUGUCGAUCUCGGCCGUGUUGAUUCCGCCACAUAAUUUCCCACGUAACGUAAAGCCUCACUUCAAAAUGCCACAAAAGAUUCGACAAUUUGGUACAAUUAUUCUAUUUUCUACUGCCGUAGUGAACGAGUUGAGCUUUUUGUGAUAUGAGAAUGCGGAUGAAUACGACUGGAGAAACUAAAAACAUGUCAAAAAAGGUUGGAUGUGUCCUCAUUCUAAACGAAAAAUGUUCGACAAAAGACUUGCCGAACCGAUGUCUGUAUAGGUGCGACGGACCCCGUGAAUCUAGGGAAAUCCCCUCUCAAACUUGACACACUUAUUAUUGCUGGCGACGUGCACGAUCCCACGUUCAUUCCGCCCCACCCCUCCAUCUCGUGUUAUUUCUAACAGCCGUCAAAUAUCAUUUCCGGAUGUCUGUGACCUGUAGGCCUAAUUCUUCAAAGCAAGGCAAAUUUUUGCAUUAUUAAUUCAAGAAUGUUUUCCAGUUUGGGAGUUGAGAGCUAUACUAAUUGAUUUUACUUCGCUUGACGGACUGUCAGGGAACAUGCAAAUUAUCCCGAUAUAAAAUAUAGGGCAGUGAUGAUUACGUUAGCAAAUAAUUUAGUUAUAUGCACAGUGAAGAAAAAUGAUUGAUUCUGACAGUAUACCAUUUACUAGCUGGUGAGACAUAAUUUUGUUGUGUUUCUGACAGUUCAGUUUCUGUCCCUAUUAUAAUAAAAGGUAAUUGCUAAGCAAACUGAAAGGACCAAUGUGAAUGACAAAAGGACAAGGGAUAUAAUGGUGGGAGCUGUAUACGGAAACACACCGACAUACACGCACGGAAAAAUUAAAGAAACAAGUGCAUGAUUGAAGUGAUGUCGGUCGUUGAUCUACUGUCCGGUUGUAAGUCACACGAUAUCCGUCUAGUGUGGUACAGUUCGAGAAAAAGGUCUUAAGUUGAUGUUGUGACAGGAAUAAACAAACGUGCCCCAUAUGUGACGAUGUGAACUUUCAGGGCGACCUGAUAGUCUCCGAGGACAGACGUGUCGCUAUCUUUCUCUCCUCU
This is a messenger RNA of Daphnia pulicaria, 2264 nucleotides long. RefSeq names its product carbonic anhydrase 2-like. Lineage: Eukaryota; Metazoa; Arthropoda; Branchiopoda; Diplostraca; Daphniidae. Gene Ontology annotation, molecular function: zinc ion binding; carbonate dehydratase activity. The record is from RefSeq and is a predicted model, not a curated record. Bases 139 to 1242 code for a protein of 367 amino acids. The transcript has 8 exons. Gene Ontology annotation, cellular component: plasma membrane.